Messenger RNA from Rhizopus microsporus ATCC 52813, 567 nucleotides. RefSeq lists its product as uncharacterized. Lineage: Eukaryota; Fungi; Mucoromycota; Mucoromycetes; Mucorales; Rhizopodaceae. The transcript has a single exon. Bases 1 to 567 code for a protein of 188 amino acids. The record is from RefSeq and is a predicted model, not a curated record.
AUGUACUGGAUACCAAAAGAAGGCGACCCAGAUAUGCUAAACAAUGGCAAAGUCGUUAAACUCACUGGAUCAAAGACAAAGAAAUUGAAGACGACAGAUGGUGAUACGAUUGCUAAAGUAUCCAAGGUGACUUAUGAAAAAUUCCAGAUGGAGGGUACUGGCUUACUCAAAAAUGGUGUCAUGGUCAAUUUGGAUCACGGAGACGAUACCUUCUUGAAGGUCGACCGAGGUGAUCACCCUUAUGGAUUAGGCGGUGAUGAUGAUAAUUCUUUGGUGCCUUGGGUCAGUGUUGCUUCAAAUGAUGUAGAUGUUGGUACAAAACUAUACGUCAAGGAACUCGACGGUGUUAAGCUACCUGAUGGCAAGACCCAUAACGGUUGUGUCCGAGUAGAUGACGAAGGUUGGAGUUUUGGCGGAUGUCAGCUUGAUUUCUUUACACUUCAGUUUACGGCUUAUCAAAAAUUAGAACAUAAGCUGCCGAACAAGGUUACUGUUGAAAAGAAAAACUGCAAGAUUUUGAAUUAUGUGACCAAAGCUGUAAAGAAUUGGGCAGUGAUUGAUGAUUAA